This is a messenger RNA of Chara braunii, 2039 nucleotides long. The record is from the annotation of a GenBank genome assembly. Lineage: Eukaryota; Viridiplantae; Streptophyta; Charophyceae; Charales; Characeae.
UGAUUCGACCAAGGAAAGGGAGAGAGAGAGAGAGAGAGAGAGAGAGAGUAAUAACGUCCGGCGGAUUGUGUAUAGCCGGAUGUGAGAGCGAAGAGGCGGAUGAACGAUGGAAUGAGGCGGUGUUCCACUCUCGGUUGGGCCGCGAAGUUAGUGGUAAACGGCCAGCUGACGGACGUCGGUGAAGUCGGGAUGUCGCGUGGGGCGAUUGAGGGAGCUCUCCCGGAGUUUAGGCAGAACUCUGGAGGUAAGGAACAGGGAGGCAACCGCUUCUUUACGAAGAUUGAUCUUCGUAGCGGUUACCAUCAGAUCCGCGUCGCUGCAGCCGACCAGCUGAAGACCGCGUUCCGAUCUCGAUUCGGCCACUACGAGUUCACGGUGAUGUCAUUCGGCCUCACUAAUGCUCCCGCUACCUUUCAGAGGGGGAUGAACGACAUCUUCAGGGACAUCCUGGAGCAGUACGUUCUCGUCUACCUCGACGAUAUCCUGGUCUACAGUCGUACCCUUGAGGAGCACCUCAGACAUCUCCGCGACGUCCUUGACCGCUUGCGCAGACAUGGCUUCUACGCCAAGCUGAGCAAGUGCCGCUUUGUCCAGCACAAAGUGGAUUUCUUAGGACACUACGUGUCUGACCAGGGUCUCCACAUGGACGACGCGAAGAUCACUGCUAUUGCGGAGUGGCCCGCUCCCACCUCCGCCAGCCAGCUUCGCAGCUUCCUAGGCCUGACCAGCUACUACAGUAACUUCAUUCGGGGAUACGCUAGAUAUUCCUACCGUUGCCACGUGUUGGACGGGGAACGUCAGAGUCGGGACGGAAGGUGGACGACGAAGGAUGCUGGAGUCAGACUUCAGCUGCAGCAGUCGGGAGCGCGAUCGGAUAUUGUGGCGGCGGCUAUGCAUGGCUCUGUUUGUCGUUUGCGCACGGGGAUGCUGAGACAGGCCAAAACUCUUUCUCCCAUCCGUGCGCCCUCUCCUUCUUCUCCUCUUCCUCCUCCGCCCUCUUUACUUCAAGCUCGAGUGUUGGGGAGGCGAUGGAGGUGUUCUUGCAUCUCUUCUUCUUCGUCUCUCAGGGAUGGCGAUGGCGAUGGCGAUGACCAGGGCAAUGGGGCUGGUAGGGAAGAAGGUGCACAUGGAAUUUUCGGCUGUCGCACACGGCUUGGCCGUGGGCGACGGGGGGGAAGUUGGAUGGCUGUCGCACACCAACGAGAGAGCAGUGUGCGACGGAGGCGACGGGAGGAGCCGUUCACGGCAGCGGCGAUGGCGGCCGAGAGCGAUCCAUCGCAAGGAGUGGCUCUGUACAAGCCGCAGUCCUACGACGUUCUCGUUGCUGAUGCAGCAAGAUCGGUUGGGCUCGGACUGGAUGAUGGACUAACACGCAUGGAAGUAGAAUUCCCGCCUCUUCCUAGCAGUGUGUCCGGGUACAAGGGAUCUUCCGACGACUUCAUUGAUGCAAACAUCCAGCUAGCUGUGGCAAUGGCGAAAAAGCUCAACGAAGCCAAGGGUAUUAAUACAAAAUUGGUCCUGUAUUGUAACCGUGCGCAGAGUCAUUUCCCUGUUCAGGUCGGAGUUAUGGAACGGGAGGUUGUCCAUGCCACAGAGAUCGUUCCGGGGAAUUCCGCUGUCGCCGUAACAAGCAACAAGGCAGGAAAUUCUGCAACUGCUGCAGCCCCAAGAUCCGAACCAGCAGGUGCUGGUCCCAGCCAUGCCGGUCCCUAUGUGGAUCGAAAGGCGGUGCAAAUAUCGUCUAAGUAUGACGGCGAAGAAUACGUUGAAUCCUGGAUCAGCUCUAUGAGGGCAUACUUUGAGGUUGUGGGGACUCAACCUGAGACCCACUCCGUGAUCAUGGGAAUGAAUGUCGAGCCUGUUGUACGGGGCUUCCUAGAGGCCCAAGCUACGCGAGCUGGGGUUCCUAAGAUAGAACUGACAAAAUGACUUAAGGCCACCCCGGUUGCCUCCCUCGAGGAACUCCUCAUUUCCCAAUAUAUGGAUCCACACGCUACAACAAGGGCAAGGAGCCAGCUUGAUAAAAUUAAACGCAGCAA